Messenger RNA from Armigeres subalbatus, 3129 nucleotides. RefSeq lists its product as uncharacterized. Lineage: Eukaryota; Metazoa; Arthropoda; Insecta; Diptera; Culicidae. Bases 120 to 2942 code for a protein of 940 amino acids. Gene Ontology annotation, molecular function: zinc ion binding. The record is from RefSeq and is a predicted model, not a curated record. The transcript has 3 exons.
UCAAAGUUAACACCGUCGAGUGUUUUUGUUUUUACUUGGAUUAGUUGGCUACACAUAAAAAAUUUAUAUUUUUCCUUAAAAUAUUAGUUACUGUUGAACGAUAAAUAUUUGCAGUUAUUAUGUCGGGAUCUGGGACAGACACUGGAUCAGUGCCUGAAUGGCUGAUCAAGUUGGAAAGUCGUCGGGAGCAAAUAAAAGCUAAAUUAGGACACGAGAGCGGCAACGGAGCGCCGUGCAUCGUUUGCGGUAAAAAAAGUGAAAAAUGCCCCGGCCUGGAUUUGCAUUUUUGGAGAAAAGUAUGUCGUAACUGUAAAUGCCGUAAGGAACAGCACGAUUGUAAGGACGAUGUGAUUACAGGAUGGGCGCAGUUCGAAAUUCUUGGGGCUAUCCGGUCCAAGCCAGCAUAUAUCAAAAUUUCGGCACUCACUGAUAAACCGGUGCAAUUAGACUGGAUUCCCCCGAAUGUUACUACGGAUUUGGCGUCGGAUUACAUGUUAAGAAUUGGCGAGCAAAACAUACCAAUAGUAGGUAGCAAUGCGGCAAAAAGGCGAAAGCAACAACUCGAGUUUCAAGUACCCCCUCAUGAUCUCGAUGCUUCUUUGUGUCAUAAUCUGUCGGAGAAUGAAAAGAAACAAUUAGUACAGUAUGCGGAGAAAAUUAGGAAAAGCUGCGUAGGACAGGGUACCGUCAUAAGGAUUGGCGACCAGCAUAUACCUACAAGAGCAAGCAUCCAACGACCAAACGCACACUUGGGAUCAGACCAUUUGACAUGUGGAAUAUCACCAUCAUCAGAAAAUCUUCUAAAUCAAAUUUUAUCCUCGGUGCCAAUAAAGAAUGCUUUGCUGGGAAUUUCUAAUGGACCAAAGCAACAAAUAUGCAUUCAAAAAGAGAUGAUGGAACCAGAUUUUAACGUAAGCCCUUUCCUAUCGGACAAGAUGAAGUACAAAUUGAAAUUGAUGAAAUUAAACUCGGAAGCCAUUCGCACAGCAGUAGCAUAUGCAAGCAAAAUUGAUUAUAUUCUAAAUGCCUUGGUUUCGGAAAAAAUACCCUUUGAAAAGAGCUGCAACAUUAUGGGCCCAUUAUAUGAAUUUAGGCAAGCCUAUAAAGGCAAUGCAAGAUUUAAGGAUGAAAUCGACAGGUAUCUUAAAUUAACUGCCGAAACUCAUGAAACUACCUUAUAUCCUGACCAAUUACAAGCUUCGGGACCUUCGAAAAUGGCUAAUCAAUUUUCUUCCAAGUGCCAAGCUGCUAUGACGAAGGAUAAAGUUCUUCACGAUAUUUUGAAUUCGGGUGCUCUACAGGCCAUUUUACAUGCCCCUGUUAAUGGAGGCAGCUUGAUAAUAUCGCGUGAACCUUUAGUCCCGGACUUCAGCAGCAGUCCACUAUUAUCGCCAGCAUCAAAAAGCUUUUUGGAAAAAAUUAAGGUAAAUGCGCAAGUUGUCCAGAGUGCGGUAAUUAAUGGACCAUUAUAUGAUGAACUUUUCACAAAGCUGGACAAUUGUCAUAUAAACUAUUCACAUGACUCAGUUUUGCAACCAAUUCAAGCAUUCCGUGACAAAUUCAUAAGUUUUGAUAAAGACGAUUGUUUUCCUAAAGAGGUGAUAAAAUUCGUUGAAAUGUCUGAUCUUCAAUCUUUUGAUGUGAGUGCAGACCAGGUUCCUGGUGCCGAGCGCAUUAUAAAGAUUACGCAAAACGAAGAUUCAGUUCUUUUGGCCUUGUUAUCAAAUCCUGCUCUGCAAGAUGCACUCAACUAUGGAAAAAAGCCUAAUCAACCUCUGCAGCUUUCAUCAAAUAUUCCAAAUAAAAAAAAAUUGCUGUGCACUUCAAAAUUAUCUCCCGCAACAUUUGAAAAAAUCUACAGUUUGAAAAUUGAUUACCCGGUACUUGAAAGUGCUAUUGUCAGUGGUCCGGUAUAUGACCAACUUAUACAUCGAUUGUCCAGGAAUGGUAUCAAUGUUGUCGAAGAUCCGUUGUUAGAUUCAAUCUUGAAACUCCGCAAUGAAUGUAACAACGAUGAAAAUAUUAGGAAAGAACUUGCUAGAUAUAUUGCUCAUCCUGAGCCAUAUUUAUUUGACCCAGCCACAAUCGAAGAAAUUUCCCCAGAAGAGCCAUUAGUAAACAAUCAAUCAUCAAAAAUGCAUGCUUCACAUAGUGAUGAUUCUGGAUUCGGAUCAGUUCCUCCAACUCCAAUAUUUGCCACGUAUCCGGGGUUCAAUAAAUUAACAGAAAGCCCUCCAGAGUAUAAGCCCUGCGCAGACGAUAUUCUACCCAGUUCUUUAGAAAAUUUUGACUUUUUAGUUCUAAAUGAAUUAGAUACCAAUGUAGGACAAUCUUCGCAUGAUGUUUCACAAUCCCACGAUCUUGUUAACUGUAAAGGAUGUUCGGAAUCUAUUGUGCCCGGAGAAGUCGUCGUCAAAGCCGAAAGAGUUGGAUACAAUGGUGCGUGGCAUCCUCAGUGUUUCAAAUGCCACAAAUGUAACGAACUACUAGCAGAUUUGGUGUACUUCUUCCACGGAGGUGAAGUGUAUUGCGGACGGGAUUUAGCACAUAUUUUGAAAAUUCCUCGCUGUUCUGCAUGUGACGAACUGAUAUUCACUAAAGAAUAUACCGCAGCUGAAGGUGCUACAUUUCAUAUAAAACAUUUUUGCUGCUACCAUUGCGACGCUCCACUGGCCGGUCAACAAUAUGUUCCAGAUGAAAAUACAAGCAUGCCACUGUGCUUGGGUUGCUAUAAUUCAUAUUUUGCAAAAGUUUGUCACCAUUGCCACACAACUAUUGGACCAACCGAGCAAGGUGUCGCUUGGGAAAACAUACACUGGCAUGGAAAGUGUUUUAUUUGUAGUGGAAAAGGAUGUGACAAGUCCCUUAUUGGAGGACGUUUCUGUGUCAAAAAUGGCAUGCCAUUUUGUAGUCCACAGUGUUUUAAAAGCAUGCAGUUCUGAUAUACUUCGGAAGUAUUCCAAUCAAUGAUCCCGACUUGUGCCUAUAUUCAUAACAUUAGUAAUAAAAGGAAGCAUUUAUCACCAACUUGUAGUAAGACUAAAACUAUACAGCGGAAUAUGUUACAUUAUUGCAUAUUAUAUUUCUCCACUAAUUCUAGAAUAAAUAACAUGUAUACUUAAAAUUGCA